Molecule: messenger RNA, 927 nt
Organism: Dentiscutata heterogama
Lineage: Eukaryota; Fungi; Glomeromycota; Glomeromycetes; Diversisporales; Gigasporaceae
Source: the annotation of a GenBank genome assembly
AUGAAUGAAAUCUGCGAAAUUGUGACUUCCCAAAAGGAAAAAGACAAAUUAAAUAUUCAUGGUUAUUUAACCAGUCAUAAAGAUGUUGUAAAGCUUAUUUCUAAUAUUAAACAACAAGCUAAAAAUACAAGAGAUAAGCCCAGUCAAAUAAUACAAAAUAAUUUUGCUAAUAUCUCUGAAGGAAUUAUUCCUUAUAUACUAUCAUAUGAAGCUUUUUGCUCAACUAUCAAACGCACAAGACGAACAGAAUCAACAUUAGAACCAAAAAGUCUUGAUGAAAUUGAUAUUCCUACCUCUCUUUGUUUUACAUUAACUGGAGAUCUAUUUUUUUUAAAAAAUGCAAUUGUAGAUCAAGAAGGAUAUCUUUUAUUUUCUAUGAUAAAAAAUAUUCAAUACUUAUCACAAGCAAUGUUCUGGCUUAUGGAUGGCACUUUCAAGACAGUGCCUAAACUUUUCUAUCAGUUGUAUACGAUCCACGCACCAGUAGGUGCAACAAAUCUAAAUGAAAUUGCUGAAGAAAAUAAUAUAGUACUAAAUCUAUCAAUUAUUAUUACAGAUUUUGAAUGUGCUUCAAUUAAUGCAUCUCAUAAUGAAUUUCCAAAUAUUACAAAUAAAUGUUGCUUUUUUCAUUUGGGGCAAAGUGGUUGGCAUAAAAUUCAAAAAGUUGGAUUGGCUAAUCAAUAUGGUGAUGAUGAUAAUUUUAUUAGUCAAUUACAUAUAGGAGUUUAUACAAUUAUUCAAGAGUUUCAGAAGGAACAACAAUUUGUUGAACUUGAAGUUAAAAAGAUCAUACUUGUUGAUCCACCACCAAAACGAAGACAACAAAUAAUUAAUCAAGAACAAAGAAUUAUGGAGAUUGUUAAUAAUCAUACAAAUCUUAUAGUAAUGAAUUAUUUACGUAGAAUUGCUUACAAUUUUUUUUUAUAA